AUGGCAUACACAGAAGCUCGUAUCACCCUCGAAGUGGAUGUCUGGACGAGUUCAGACCAGGCGAAGUGCGAGUAUGGCCUGAUGCUGACGGUCUACGGCUAUGAAAGCAGCGAGGCACCCUUUUCUUCCACUAACGUGCAGGCUGCCGCUCAGUUCAACCUCCCGAUGUUCGACUUCGGCUACAUCGUCGUGCGACUGUGCGACCAGUGGCUGAAGCUCGUGCGUGAGACUCUGCUUGCCAAGGACCUCGUCAGCGAGGAGCAAGCUGGCCUGCUCCUCGACCUCUUUCUGUCCUACCGUGCCAUCGCCGCGCGUGUGCCCGGCGUCGACGACGACCUCCUUCCGGAGCUCCUCCAUGAGCUCAUCCUCGGAGCUAUCCCCAUGACUCGUGGAGAUAGUGCAGACGAAGUGCUCGCCGCCGCAGUGCUGCGUAUGCACGAUCUCCUGCCCGCGGGGGAGGUGGCAGCGAGGGCGGCCGUCAAGGCAGAGGUGGAGGCAGCGGACGAGGACAAGCCGGCAAGGGCCAUCGUUGAGGCGGCGAGGGCAGUUGUCGAGGCAGCGAGGGCAGUCGUUGAGGCAGAAAUGGUGGAGGCGGCGGACGAGGUAGGGAUGGCCAAUGAACUGGGGAUGGCCAAAGAGGCAAGGGUGACCGACGAGGUGCAGGAGGCCUAUGACAGAGGAACGGCAGACGAGGCGGGGGUGACCAUCACAGCAGAUGCUUCAACGGGCUUGACAGCUGUGCCACGCAGUGGGAUAGAUGUAGGAGAAGCCUGCGGUGAAGAAUCGGGCGUGGGGGUGGGCUCCAACAGAUGCGAGGUGCCAGGAUUGGCAGGAGCAUUCUUGCUCGUGCUCGUAUUGUCGGACAGGGUUGCACUUCGCGACGGACCGGGGUCUGCAGUGUUAGCUUGGAACGGGUUGGGACUGGUUGAAGAUGGCAGCGGCACGUCCGUAGACGAGAACAUGGCCCGAAGGGGACUUGGCGUCGGAGUGGCCCCAGGAGUCAGUGCUCGUGCGGCGACAGCACGAGCCGCAGCAUGA
Molecule: messenger RNA, 1038 nt
Organism: Trametes versicolor FP-101664 SS1
Lineage: Eukaryota; Fungi; Basidiomycota; Agaricomycetes; Polyporales; Polyporaceae
Exons: 3
Coding region: 1-1038 (345 amino acids)
Source: RefSeq, a predicted model, not a curated record